Paraphaeosphaeria sporulosa is the source of this 1387-nucleotide messenger RNA. RefSeq lists its product as uncharacterized. The record is from RefSeq and is a predicted model, not a curated record. Gene Ontology annotation, biological process: regulation of DNA-templated transcription. The transcript has a single exon. NCBI's taxonomy places the organism in Eukaryota, Fungi, Ascomycota, Dothideomycetes, Pleosporales, Didymosphaeriaceae. The coding region runs from base 115 to 1242 and encodes 375 amino acids.
CCUCCUCAUCCCACAAUUAUUCCCAGCUUCGGUGUUUCUCUUCUUCGCCAGCUGACCACUGCAUCCCUGCGCUGUAUCAAUUCGACCUCACUAUCCUUCAACUAUCUAAACGCAAUGGCGCCCAUCGAUCCGACGGCUGCCCUGCCAACCGAGCUUGUCAAUCUUCUCGCACUGCACUCCUCCUUCCUCACCGCGCUGUCGCUGCACUUCGUACACAACGGAACCGGAUCGGCCAUCGAUCUGCGAGAAUUUAGCGAGACGAUCACAUCCGUUUGGCGCCAUCGCAAAGUCCACUACGAUGAUAUCCGCCUCUGCGUCGGUGUCCUCGGCGCUGGCCCAGCUGCAAGUAACAAUCCCUUCCGCAUUUCCGACUACGGACGCGGCAAAAUAUGUUUGGAGGUUAGCGACGAAUACAAGAUGCAGUCAGGACUGUCACAGACGAAGGAGGGGACACUCCAGGCCAUGUUUAUGGAGAGUUUGGACCACCUGUGGAGGCAGUGGAGCGCAGCUGGACAGACAUCACAGAAGAUAUUGAGCCGGCCAAUUGCUACACCGAAGAAGCGCGGACGCGGACGGCCUAAGAGGAAUGACCCCACGCAGUCCAGCAUCCAGGCCUUCAUCGACGAGCCCUCGCUCACCAAAUUCAUCGCCCAGCUCCCGCACGCCGAGAUCACCACAUGCGAGUCUCUAAUCGCCAUCGCACCCCUGCAGGAAAAAGGCCGCAAGAGGCUCCGCGAGUUUAAGGACAGUGUCCAGCAAGGCCGCGCCGUGAAGAAAACGCGCGAGACCACAGGCAAGGAGAACGCACCCGCGACCCCCGCCCAGACCAAAAUGACAGACUUCACGUCCGUCCGCAAAACCAACCUCCUCGACCGCAUCCUCGCCAAAGAAGCGGCCGCCGCGUCCGGCCCCAAGCCCCUCACACCCGCCGAGCUCCAGCGCAAAGCAGCACUUCAGCGCUCGGAAGACGUGCUCGGCGUGAUCGCCCUUCUUUGCGCGAACAAGGGUUCUGGCAUGCGUAUCUCCUUCUCCAUAAAUGCACUGCUGCAGUCGCUGCAGACCUCGAUACGGAAACCCAUCUCGAAGGAGGAAGCCCUCAAAUGCAUUGAGGUGCUCGCGAGCGAGGUUACACCUGGCUACGUCAACAUCGUCAGGAUGGGUGCUUUGAGCAGCGUGGUUGUCAACCAAGGCAUGAGACCAAUGGAUGUCAAGGGCAGGCUUGUUGCGCUGGGUGCUUAUUAAUCCGCAUUUACUAUUGUAUCAGUAUCUUUUGUGCCUCGUUGUUUCCAGCUUUGUGUAUUCAGCGUUAUUAGCGGGUAGGAUGGCGUUGACCAUUGUUUCAAUGGAGCGGUUGUUUGCAUAGAUUAUACCCUGUUCGUAUUCACGG